GAAUACAUACCUCGCAACAUAAAGCAUGGAGGUGAUUUACAAGCCGUCGACACAACAUCUGCCAAUGCAAACGCACUGCCCAAGGUGACGACGCCCCACCACACUCUUUUAAUAGUGAUAAUUUACUAUAAAACAGCAAAACACUCCCAAUCCUUACGUCCGUACUCGACACACUCGAACAAAUUGACAAUCAGUGCCCAUCAUGGAUAAAAAACAAAUUUUACUCUACUCUCUGGCCGUCUGGUUAGGCGGUUGCGUGCUGGCCCUCCCACAUCCGGCCCCACGAAACCGUGAACGGAACCUUCCCACCCCGAACGCGCAAGUUCACUACAAUUUGACGUCCGCAGAAUCGGGGAUCUCCGAAGAAACUUUUAUCGACUACAGUCCGACUGCGGCCGCGAUAUCAAAAGACCGGCCAAGCACGUGUAACGAUUGUGUGUGCGGCAUCAGCAAUAGAAAAAUGCGAAUUGUGGGUGGUAAUAUAACCGAAUUGCACGAGUUUCCGUGGAUGGCGAGCUUCACCAAACGGGGGAAAUUCUACUGCGCGGGUAGUCUGAUCAGCAAGAAACACAUCCUCACUGCCGCUCACUGCUUGGAAGGAUUCAACACCGAAGAUAUCCACAUUGUUUUGGGGGACCACAACAGAGCCUCUCGCGAAGACACGGUGGUCCGUCGUAGGAUAAAAUCUGCCCAAAUUCACGAGAAUUUCGACCCUUACUCGUACAACAACGAUAUCGCUCUCGUCGAGUUGGACAAACCAGUUCAAUUCAACGGCAUCAUUCGUCCAGCUUGUCUACCGGACAACCGGCCCAUUGACUAUGCUGGAUCCAUGGCAGUUGUCGCGGGAUGGGGGCGAACCGGUGAACGUGAAUCGGUGAGCGAUUCUCUUCGAAAAGUCGACCUUCCGAUCUUAUCGGACGAGGAAUGUCGCAUGGCCGGCUACGACAAGAAACGACUCACCGAGAACAUGUUCUGCGCUGGAUAUCUCGAGGGACAGCGUGACGCUUGCCAGGGCGACAGCGGCGGUCCACUUCACAUAGUUGGAUCGUAUGGCCACUUGGAAGUAAUCGGUAUAGUUUCAUGGGGCAGAGGGUGUGCGAGACCGCAAUUUCCCGGUAUCUUCACCAAACUUACAAAUUACUUGGGUUGGCUACGCGAUCACCUCGACGGUCAAUGCGUAUGUCCACCGCCAACGGCCUUACCAACGGUUCUUCAUUAGGUCAUUCGAUCGGACCAGAAAUUCACCCCCUACCUCGAAUACCUUAUUUAUGUCAUUUUCGAUACCGGAGUAUCGAGUAGCCGAUGAGAACCUUCAUCGAAUGCUGUUACUUGCAUUCCGUAUGGUUAGAACACGAAAAUUCAUAAUCUAGUCUGUCUUAGAUGUUAAGCGAGCCUCUGUGAGGUAAUGUGAUUUAUGUUUCUCUAUUUAUAAUUAAUCAUACACUUGUCUAAAAAAUAAAGUUAUCGUGCGUAAUUAG
Messenger RNA from Athalia rosae (coleseed sawfly), 1478 nucleotides. Its product is annotated as trypsin-1-like. The transcript has 7 exons. Gene Ontology annotation, molecular function: serine-type endopeptidase activity. The record is from RefSeq and is a predicted model, not a curated record. NCBI's taxonomy places the organism in Eukaryota, Metazoa, Arthropoda, Insecta, Hymenoptera, Athaliidae. Bases 203 to 1219 code for a protein of 338 amino acids. Gene Ontology annotation, biological process: proteolysis.